This is a messenger RNA of Astrephomene gubernaculifera, 6681 nucleotides long. The record is from the annotation of a GenBank genome assembly. NCBI's taxonomy places the organism in Eukaryota, Viridiplantae, Chlorophyta, Chlorophyceae, Chlamydomonadales, Astrephomenaceae.
GGAACUCCCUUACUGCCACUGCAAUCCGCCUGCCUCUGUCUGCUGAACCACGGCCAGCUAUCCCAAGGGUUCCCAACCCUAUCGGAUACGUGGGCAUGGCACGUAAUCGUGCUAAUAUUUAGCGUACUUAUCCUUAUGCAUAUGCUUUUCUACGUUGUUGCAGAUAAGGAACAGCCCUUUGCACAGCGCGUUGUCAUGUAGGAACGUUUGGGGGCUAGUCAUUUGCUUCCUGAUAUGGCGCAUCAAGCCGGAAUCCCUGAGCUACAUGGCUACCGCGGAGUUUACUUCAACCGCAAAUCACGACGCUGGCAAGCGGGCAUCGCGGCACACGGAAGGUCCAUUAGUUUGGGCGCAUACGAGGCAGAAGAGGAAGCUGCACGGGUUUAUGACAGGGCAGCAAUACGGAUCCGCGGUCACAAGGCUGCUAUCAACUUCCCGCUGUCCGACUACCUGCUGCCAAGCGGUUCGUUAAUUCUGGACCUUCAGGUGGAGGCGCUAUUGCUCGACGCAUUUCUGGCGCUUGGCAGCCAGGAUGGCAACGUUGCCAGCGGCAGGGGCAGCGCAGGCGGCGCACCUGGAGCUGCAGCGCUGGCGGGCCCUCAGGACACACCGGCAGCUAUCGCGGCAUUUGGGGAUUUGGUACGGCAGUGUUUGAGCCGCAUUAACCGUGCUGACCCGGGGGACCUCCAAGAGGCUGCUGAGGCCCUGGGGCCGGGCUACGUGCGCCUUAUGGCCCUCAUCACGGAGGCCGCUGAGCUCUUGGCGGCGGGAGGCGGCGGGAGCUCGACCCAGAUCGUGGAUCGCAGUGCGGGACACGACGGAGUCGGUGGCCGCAGCAGCGGUGGGGGCGGCAGCGGCAGUGGCGGCGGCGGAGGCUGCAGUGGUAGUGGAGACGCCAGCGCUGCUGGUAGGAGUGGCGCUCAGGCAGGGGCGGCAACAACGGUGGGGGCGGAUGGUCGGAGGCGGACGUCGAGCAGCCAGCAUGAUGGCAGCGGCGGGACCGGCAGCGGGGGGACGGGUAGCGGCGGUGGCGGAGGCAACUGUGUCAACGGUGGCGGCUUCAGCGGUUCUGCCGAGUCUUGCGGUGGGCAGGCCGGGGUCAGGGCGACUGCCGAUGCUGCAGCGGCGAAGGGGGAGACGCUGUUGAGUAGCGGCGGUGGCAGCGGCAGUGGCGCCAGUGGGCAGGAGCUGUUAGGGCGGAACGUAGCUAGGUCGCAAGCGCAGCUACAAGCACAGCAAGCGCCAGGUGAGGCUGCGGCGGAGCUUCUGCAGAUGCGGAAUUCGCGGCCCCGGGAUAACGCACGGCGGGAAGCCAACUCGGGUCCAGUGGGCGCUGAGGACGCCGCCGCCAACAGUGGGGUAUCGCGUGGGGCCGCUGAGAAGAGGCCCCGGAGCAAUACACCGACGCCAGGCAACGAGCGACAGGCGUGUGAGAUAGAGGCGGAAGCUGAACCUGCCGCCGCCGCAGCAGCAGCAGCGGCUAACGCCGACGCUGGGGAUGCAGGAGCUGUGUUGCCGACCCUGCCCUCCAUCCCGCCGAUAGCUACGCCGUCCAUCCUUCCGCCCAACUUCAUGGUGAACAUCUGCAGCCUGUUGGUUGCCCACAUGCAACAAGCGACGGCACAACAACAGCAGGCGGGCGCUGCGGGAACAGCAGCAGCUGCGGAGGGCGGCAUGUCUGCUGUUCCUGUCGUACAGGCGGUACGGCAGUUGCAGGCGUACGGCUUCCAACUGCCUUUACUGCUGCAGUGCGCUUCCCAUUUGGCCACGGUGGGUCUGGUACCCGCUGAGCACCGUCCAGCGCUGCAGGCAUUGGUGCGGUCGUGCGCGCCCCCGCAGGUGGGCGGUGACCAGGGCUCUCGGGAAAACGCAGCGCAGGUCGCAGGCGUGUCUGGGCGGGGUCCGCAGGAGCACCCUAGCGAUGGCAGCGGUGCCGGCAGUGCUGACGACCAACCGCAUGAUCAGGCGAGGAAGCGGGGCUCAUCUUCUGAACUGGCUGCUCCGACCCACAUCGAGGCUGGCAGCAGAGAUGGCGGCGGCGUUAAGCGGAAGGAGGCCGACGGGGCUGCGAUGCCCGUGGGCGGUCGCGGCGCUUCGGGUGGCGGCAGGAGGGAUGGCACUGCUGCUGGCGGCUGCGGCACCGCCGGGGGCGAUGACAGGGGUGCGGAGGGCGCGCAAACAACCAAACGUCAAAAGCUGCCGGCGCUGCCUCACGAGCAGGCCACAGCGCAGCCAGCGGCGCUGGCGGCAAUGGACGUUGUUGAGCUGACCGACGUCGCUGUCAUUGGAGCCGCCUUCAGUGGUAGCUUCGAUCCUGGCGCCUCACUGGCCAUGGCAGCGGCCGCGCUGUCUGGCCCCGUGAAGCCUUCCAGCAUGCCCGCGGCGGCGGCCACCAUGACGGGUGCGGCUGCCCCGGAGCCGCUCACUGGCUCACUUGGGACCGGCAGUGGCAGCGGCCUACUGGGCAGCUCCCCGCAGCACAUCGGCCUGGGCCGGCGGUUGUUCCAAGCCGUCACUAACCAGCUGCCACCCGACUCGGAGCUUGACUGCUUGCUGCCGCCGCGCAACGGCUUCGUGGGGGUGCUCUACACCUCCCCCGCCAGCGCCACCCAGGUGGGGGCCGCCCUGUGGGACGGCGCCACGCUGCGGGACCUGGGCCUGUACAGCAGCGACCGAGACGCGCGUCAGAGCGUCAACAGCUCCUCCAGGCUGCUGGCGGGCACCCUGGCGGCGGCAGCGGCGGCGCAGUCGCCCUCGCUAAGGCACUUGCUUGGCGCCGCCAGCGGCGGUGCCCCCACCGUGGCUGGGCCCCGGGGCUCCUUGCUUGGUCCGUUGGCCUCGGCUCGAGACCUGGGUUCGCUCGGCAGUGGCAGCUUGUUUAGGUCUUCUGGAGGAGGGGCCGGGGCCGGAGGGGGCGGCUGCUGCAGCAUCGCUUCUGGGGGUGUGACGGCUGCUACGGUGCUUCGCUCUGCGCCCUUCCAGCAACAGCAGCAGCAGCUGCUGCUACAACGACCUAGCAGCCGUCUCGGCGCUGCUGCGGCCGCUGCUGGCGGGGGCCUGUUGCCCGGCGCCCCUUCUGCAUCCGCAUCUGGGCCGGCCGGCGUCAUGUCCCUUGCUGCGUCGGGUAGCGUAACGGCGAAUGGUGUGCGGAACCUGCAACACAGGGUGUUCAACGCCUUCGGCGGCGGCGCCAUGGGUGGGGUUGCUGGCGGUGGCGGCAGCAGCGGUACGGCAGCAGCCCCCCGGGACUCUGUACUGCUGCAGACGCUGCCUCAGGAACGUUCCGUGGCAGCGGUGCUAGCGGAGGCGGGCAGCGUGGUGGGCGGCAUUGACGUGGGGAGACUGGGGAUUGCGCCGCCGCCGCCACCACCGCUACAGCCGGUGCCCCGAGGCAAGGCUGCUGCUAUGGGGCCGGCGGAGGUCGCGCUGCCGGGGACGGCAUUUGGAAGGGACUUGGAGGCGGUUGGAUCUUGUACGGUCAAGUCGCCCAUAACAGGGCCUUACCUGCUGUCGCCGCCCGAUGUUUUGCCGGACGGCAGCGUGCACCUGACGUGUCAGAUUGUCGUGCAGCAGGCGGAGGCCCUCUCAGCGCCCGACCUAAACAGCGUCGUAGCCAGGUCGCUCACAUCAGACAAGCUGCGGUCCCUGCUCGGCCCGGCAGCCCUACCGCCGGCCAGCAAAGCCGACGGCUCAGCUGCUGCGUCCGCUCACGCAGCUGCCUGCGCCAUCGUCAUCCCCGUCGCAUCCGCCACGGGGCCCGUCACGCCUGCCGUCACGCCGCCUUUACCUCUAGCAACUGCACCAGCAGAGGAGGCCCAGCAGCAGCAACAGCAGCAACACGUCCUCAAGCUGCGGUACAUGCCGUAUGAUCCCUCCGCGGCUCCAGCAGCAGCAGCAGCAAAAGCGGCGGCGGCGGCCCAUGCAGCCACGGGGACUGCUCGAGAGUCACAAGGAGCGGCCCCCAACAUGACUGCUGCUGUCGUACACAUGACCGCUCCUUCCAUUGUUGCUGCGAGGAAUGGCGGCCCGGCCUCAACUCCCGCCGUCACCGGCGCAGAGCAGGCUGGCGUGCAGCACGCGUCCCAGGGUGGCAAGGGGUCCCACCUGGGAGGCAAGGACGUUGGCCGUGGCUGUGGCUCUGCUGCUCAAGAAGCCAUUGCUGGCAGCAACGAUAACGGCGAUUACCAGGCUGGUACCGGCGCGGCCGGGGAGGGUACUGCCGGUGCAGGUGGAGAGGGCUUGGGCAACCUGACUCACAGGAGGGCCCUGACGGCGAGUCAGAGGGAGCUCAUCCGGCAGGCGCUGACGGCGGCGGCAGCACCAGCUGGCGGCGGGGCAGGCGCGGGCGGCGGAGGCGGAGGCGUUGUGGGAGAGGGUUUCAAGCAACAGAUGCAGGGCUGCUUCAGUGCCAACGGCGCCGGGGGUGGUGGAAAGAGCCGCCGCCGUGAGGGUGAGGCACAGCAGGCAGCAAAUGGCUGCUUGUUACCAGGGCAAGGUGUGACGGGACAGGCGGCGGCGACGGCACCUCGAUACCGUCGCACCAGCAGCAACAGCGGCGGCGACAGUGGGGCCCCUGGGGACCAGCACCCGGUGUUGGCUGGGUGCACCGCCAACACCGGCAGCAGAGGAGCCGCUGCCGCCGGUACGAACGCCCCGACCGGUGGCUUCGUGAAGGACUCUCCCGCAGCCACCACCACCGCUCACGCGGGUGGCAGCACCUGCGCCACGACUGCCGGGCGCCUCCCUGCCAGCGCGGCGGGAGGGGCUGGGGGACGUGGCGGUGUGGCGGCUGGUACGGCGGAGCCCCGGCCUGGGGAGGGUGCGGGGGACGGAGGCAGGGUUGACGUUCUGGGCGGUGCAGAUGCAGCGAGCGAUGAUGGUUCUCGACCUGAGCCUGCACGUGGUGUCGACGGUAGUGCUUAACUCACGGCCUUCGUUAGACGCAGCUGUCUGGGGGUGAGCGGGGGUAGCUAGUCCGCACAGGACUGGAAGAAUUGGAUUGCAUGUAGCUGUCUGGGGAGUGAGGGGUUCUGCUUCGGUGCCAUUGCACCCCCUGGUCAGCUGCCAUCGUAGCUUGGCGUAUGCGAACUCACAGCGAGAAGUCCGUGUGCUAGCCGUGUGGUAGACGCAGAUGAGCUGCAAGGGCAUGGUUGCUGACAAGAGGCAUAUACUGGAAAGUUGGCUUUUAGGUAGUGUCGUGUGGUUCUUUCAUUGCAUUUUUACGUGACAUGGAUUGGAAUCGUGGUGGAUAUCCUUUGCUUUGGGCACGUAGAUGGUAGGCGGCAGUCUGCCGCACGUGCCUAGUUUGUUAUGUCGGCACUUGCUUCGGCCGAACCGUUGCGAUGUGUUCUGAGCUUUCGUUGCUGUGCGACACACGAGGCAUCACACCCUGUUGGGCCUUCAUGGCAGGGCCUGGGGGGGCUCAAGCAGCAUGUCCGUGUCUCAUAUCUCUCAUUGCAUGCCCCAGGCUUCGGAGCGCGCGUGAAGUUCCACUCCUUGGGUCCACUUCACUUUGAUGCACAGUUGGAGAACGACAUGCAGUCAUGCACGGAGCACGGACACUGAGGUCGCGUUGUGCAGUGGGGGUUAGGCUCGGCACCUUUCUUGACUGGAGAAGCACCUGGGAGCCGCGCGAAAUGAUACUCCUGUGAUGGCUAAGGAGGCUUGCGGCAAUCUUUUAUGUUGUGUGUGGAGUGAAAUAAGACCACGUUUGACGAGGUCGAGAGGUGACGACUCCUGUGGCGAAGCACUGUUGUUAAUUGGUAUGAGAGGCGAUGGGAAUGUGUGCUGCGGCUGCGGACUGUUGUGUGCUGGCAGGGACAGCAGUCGUGCAAGGCAUGUGCGAAGAGUUUGUACGGCGCGUUUCUGUGCGCACUUAGCACGUUUAGCGGGGGAUAGAAGCCGGCCUGGUGUAGCAGAGCAUCCAUGAGGGACUUAAGGUGCUCGCCCGAAUAGGGCCUAUAUUACGUUUACGGUACGUGUAAGCCGGUAGCUGUGGUGGUUAUUCAUGUGACGCGCGUGGAAGCAGGUCGCUGUGUGUUUUAAUGCUGCACGCCGUACAUGCGUAUGUUUGGUGCUUUUGUUUGUGGACUGAGGUUAGUGCCUGUGUCUGUGAGAUACCCAGAGACACGCGGCUGCACCGGUAGACACCGUUAGGCACCCUGGCCUGGCAAGAAGCUGCUAACGUGUUUUUUCACGCGCUGUUGGGCCCGCGGGUUGGAUUGCUGCACUGCACUUGCAGGACCGAGCUGCAACUCAAUGUCUCCACUUGACAUCCUUGGAAACCCGCCGCCAUAACACCUCCGCUAGUACAUGGACGUGCAGGUGGUGGAAAGAGCUGUCAUGGUUUGGAUGCAACAUGCGUUGGAAGCGGCUCCACGGGCAAUGCCUACAGUAGCUGCGGGAACUGCUUUCCUUCUACACCAACUUUGCUUGGUUGGCAAGGGGGUGACCCGUGGACCUCGGUGGGCGAAGCACUUUCAAUCAGACUGCAGUAGUAAGAGCGCCUUGCCUGUGCGGCGUAAGCUACACCCCAAACCUGUCCCAAAUACACAAAGGAAGAAAGGAGUCCUCGUAUGGAGUGGCGGUGUACACCGCUAUGGUUCAUGGGGUUGUGCGGUAGGGCGGAGGGCCCUACACCAUACCAUGUACGCCCGAACCGCCUGAUCACGGAGUUCUUAG